CUUUGUUGGCAGGGCGUUAACUCCUGACCCCAUUAGUCAAAUACAUUAUAGUGUUCGCCACUACUGCGAUGGUUGGGUCUCACGCUAAAAAUGUCUAGAGAUCAGAAGAUCGAUAAGCCACAGCUUACCAUUACGCAAACCAAGAACAGCUGUACAGCAUAUACAGCUUAUCACCUGGGACAUACAAAAGCCCUCCUUUCUGGACCUCUACUAACUACAGGACUCGACGCUCUUCAAGCCAUACCUUCAACCGUACUUUGUGUUUUGGAAUUACUUUACAACCUAUCAUGUUGAUACCUUCGGGGACCCUCGUCAGGAACUUGACAUUUCAGUCCAACGAUCUCGGCCGAGAGACAACAAUUCUGCUCGUCUUUGAUGCCAACGUGGAGGGCCUUUGCGGCACAAUCUACCCCGUGGUUUGGAAAACUUUCACUUUCCCAAAGACAGGCUCGAGUAGUUUUGAAGUGACCUACACGAACGACCUUGCUUUUUUUACAGCAGACAUCGAAGAUGAGAACGUCAUUCGAACUUUCACUAAAUUCAAGCUGAAGCCAGGCCAAAAAACCACACUGUCUCUGAAGAAUGAAAGUGAUACGUUAAGUUUCUCUCCACCUGUGGAUGGUACCAGCGGUUGCCUGACGGCAGAGAACAAGACUGGACUUGUUCAGGACCUUGCAGUCGGCUUUUUUGCCUCGAGCUACUUCACGGCUAAUGAGCCUGUUCCGGCACUCUUCUUCAAGGAAGUUGAAGACGGCAGUAAUGCAACUAUUCAGUGGAAACCAGUCCUUCGCGUUUACAUCGAAUCGGGUUAUCGAGAGACCGAGGUCUUGGUCGAUGCCAUCAGCAGUACUGCCAUCUGGGAGCACGAUCUCCACCAACUUUUUCGGAACACGACCUUAAACCUCGAACGGAACAGGAUAACUGGACGUUGCACGCUCAAGAAGACUAAACCGUAAGUGGGUUGGAUUGCUGCCCGCGGCAAAACCGUCACACCACCAAGUAGAAUACUAAAAAUUUACCUUUCAGUAUCAGCGAGGGUGGGUCAGCUAAUGUACAGUGCGCAAACCAAUGAAG
Suillus bovinus is the source of this 1074-nucleotide messenger RNA. RefSeq lists its product as uncharacterized. The transcript is spliced from 9 exons. Lineage: Eukaryota; Fungi; Basidiomycota; Agaricomycetes; Boletales; Suillaceae. The coding region runs from base 288 to 956 and encodes 222 amino acids. The record is from RefSeq and is a predicted model, not a curated record.